AUGACUUCCCCCGAUUAUAGCAGCCAUUUCUCCAUUGCCAAUAUCCCAUUCGGAGUGGCAUCCUCUAAAAAUCAUUCCGAUCCGCAAUGCGUCACCCGGCUUGAGAAUCAAGUCAUUUUCCUAGCCGACUUACAACAGUCUGGCCUGUUCGCUGGAGUCAACAGCCUACCUCGUGGAGUGUUCAAUAAGGAAACCCUCAAUGAAUAUGCCGCACUUCCUAAAUCAACCCAUCAAGAGCUGCGGAAAGUGCUUCAAGAAGUAUUGAGAACGCCCGGGCAGUUGCCGGAAAACAGCACUGAGGAUAUUGGCACUGUAACACUCCAUCUCCCCGUUUCUGUCGGUGGAUUCACAGAUUUCUCGUGUAGUCUUCAUCACGUCCGCAAUGCAGGUCGAGCGAUUCUUAACGACGAAUCCCCUCCACCGGGAUUUUUCAACUUCCCUAUCGGAUAUAACGGUCGUGCCAGUACGAUUGUUGUCUCGGGAACCCCGAUCGUCCGACCCAACGGCCAUUUCUUUGAUAAGACGGCAACUUCUGAAAAGAAGCCUAUCAUCUACGGCCCGUCAAGGGCGAUGGAUUGGGAAUUGGAAGUGGGUGUUAUUGUCGGACAGGGCGUUCCACGCUUGCAAGGAUUGAACGCGAAAGACGCAGAUGAAAACAUCUUCGGAUUUGUCAUUCUGAACGACUGGAGUGCUCGAGAUAUCCAAGGCUGUGAGAUGGUCCCUCUCGGCCCACUGAAUGGCAAGGCAUUUGGAACAAGCAUUUCGCCUUGGGUGAUCACGCUGGACGCCCUUUCCCCCUUCAAAACAGUAGGACCCAAGGCUGAAGUUGCAUUGGCAAGCCACCUGGAAGAUGUGGCCGAGCCCAGUUAUGCGAUUGAUAUGAAGGUGGAACUCAUCGUCAGAGAUCAAAUGACGACUGUCAGCGAAUCGAAAGUACAGGACCUGCACUGGAGUGGACGACAGAUGUGCGCCCAUCUCGCAAGUAUUGGGGCCGAUCUCCAGACGGGAGAUAUCCUGGGGACUGGUACAGUCAGCGGUCCAAAUGAAGGGAGCUUGGGUUGUCUACUGGAAAUCACCAAGGCUGGCAAGGAGCCGCUGACAUUGAUUGAUGGUUCCAAGAGACAUUUCUUGCAGGAUUGGGAUCUCGUGCGUAUGACAGCGGUAGCUGGCGGUCCGGCUUCCGGGGUUGGAUUCGGAGAAUGUGUGGGUCAGUUGCAACCAGCAAAGGAGCUGUAA
This is a messenger RNA of Penicillium odoratum, 1236 nucleotides long. RefSeq names its product fumarylacetoacetate hydrolase family protein. The transcript has 3 exons. The record is from RefSeq and is a predicted model, not a curated record. Bases 1 to 1236 code for a protein of 411 amino acids. Gene Ontology annotation, biological process: homogentisate catabolic process; L-phenylalanine catabolic process; L-tyrosine catabolic process. NCBI's taxonomy places the organism in Eukaryota, Fungi, Ascomycota, Eurotiomycetes, Eurotiales, Aspergillaceae. Gene Ontology annotation, molecular function: fumarylacetoacetase activity.